This is a messenger RNA of Paecilomyces variotii, 1016 nucleotides long. RefSeq lists its product as hypothetical. The coding region runs from base 357 to 851 and encodes 164 amino acids. The transcript is spliced from 2 exons. The record is from RefSeq and is a predicted model, not a curated record. Lineage: Eukaryota; Fungi; Ascomycota; Eurotiomycetes; Eurotiales; Thermoascaceae.
AAGAACCGAUCGGAGAUCGCUGCAGCCGCCGGGCCUACAGCAUUAUCACUUACGCCGCGAUCGACCUCGACUCAAGAACUAAUUAUGUCUAGGAUCCCACGUCGAGGCAUUCUUUGCAACGGUGUUAUCUUAUUUUCUACUAUCGCCUCUAUUUACAAAGCUCGGCAUAAUCUACGCCGCUACUCUCUGUUAGAGACAGCUGCCAGGCACAGCACAUCCUAGCUAUGGUUUAACCAUCAGUGAUGAUUUGAACCUAACUCUCGUUUAAGGGCCUUCGAUAGGCUACUGAUCCUCAAGCAAUUGCUUGCUUCUAUAAUCCCUCAAGACGCCCUAACUGCUGGCUCACAGUCGACAAGAUGUCUUUCAAAUCCAAGAAUCUCAAUUAUGAGGCCAAAGAGCCGCCUUUUUUGCAAAGGCUGAAGAGCCAGUAUGGUGGCGCAAAUUCCGGUCGUCAUGAACGAGCCAUACCACGCCCUCGCAGACUACAAAAGGACGACGAUGAGGACGCCCCGACGUAUGUCGAUGGGGAGACCAAUGAGGUUAUCUCUAAGGAGGAAUACGAAUCCCUAGUUCAAGGCGAUAAAAAUGACGGAUCUCAAGAUGAGACUAAGGAGGAGACAGCCUCUGCGCCGGCGGAAGACGAGGCCGAUACAGCAAAUCCAGAAACUAAAGCACAGCAAAAACAGAACAUAGCUGAAAUUGGAGGCCCUAAAAAGCGAAAACAGGGAAGAGUGGUUGGUGAGGAAGAUACUGCAGAUAAUGCCGAGCGACGGCAAGAGAGCUCCUCUUCGCGCAAACCAAAGCAGAAAAAAAAGAAGAUCAAGCUCUCGUUCGAUGAGGGCGAAGAUUAAACAUCUUACAAUAUAUGAAAUAAGAGAUACCUACAUGAUUCAGUACCGCGAGGAUGCCCUAGCAUGAGUCAUUAUUAGUUGUUACUCGGAGUAAUUCACAGUGCUUAAUGUUGGUUAGCUUCACCAGACACGGCCUAAAACUCAAUGAUAAAGAUUUCAGCGAUG